This is a messenger RNA of Sitophilus oryzae (rice weevil), 1240 nucleotides long. RefSeq lists its product as uncharacterized. Lineage: Eukaryota; Metazoa; Arthropoda; Insecta; Coleoptera; Curculionidae. The coding region runs from base 178 to 624 and encodes 148 amino acids. The record is from RefSeq and is a predicted model, not a curated record. The transcript has 4 exons.
GCAGGUAUACAAAAUCAAGCGACGCAAAGUAAAGUUUAUUUUGCAGAAACAUGUAUUCCAAUAAUUAAAUAAAAUAAACGUAACUGAACGUAACUAUAAAACUCUAUAACUCGCCUAUAUAUGCCUUUUUAGACACCUGUAUAUUAUAUAUGCAUGUAUAUAUUGAUAUAGUGGAAGAUGACAAAUACUAGAGUGAAUAUGGCCAUCACUCGAGGUCUUUACGUAUUUUUAACUAUAAUUUUUUUAUGUAUUAAUAUUGUUCAGAUGUUCACGACGAUCACAUCGAAAAACUACCCAAUUAAAGGAAGUAUUGUCGUUAAAGAAGUUAAAAAACCUCACCAUCUCUUUAUCGGGAGAUGUCCGAAAAAUGUUCCGAUGCUUCACCAAGAGAACAUCAUUUUGAAGAAUGACAAUCAAACUCUUAUUUCCGCUAACAUAAAGGUGAUUGUUGAAGGAAGAGUGAACAUAACUUGUGUGAAUAUAUAUGAUGAAGAUCCUGAAGUACAGGCAUAUCCCAGUUAUAUCUCAGGAGGAAUAGGAUAUAAUUUUAUAGAAUUCCACGUAGUCACUAGUUAUGGCAACGGUUUUAAAUUUUAUGUUGAAAUAUUUGGAUAUCAAAUAUGAAAUGAUAAUUUUAAAAUUAAUGAACUAAUUUAAGGUUGAUGACAGUUACAAAAAACAACCAUUAGAAGAAACAUACAUUUUAUUAUAAACACAGAUAAUCUACCAUAACUGGUUAUAUUUUAAAAUACUCUUAAAAGGUAUCAUACAGUAUCACAUCCAUUUUAUCACAUACACAAAAAUAGAAAUCAUUAAAAAAAUCUAAGUAACAAAAGAGGCAUUGUAUGAGUGCAUGCGAGAGAAAAUCAACAAAAUAUUUCAGUUAGUCCAUGGAAAAAAUACAAUUAAGUUUGUACCAAAAAUCACUAAUAUGUACGCUACUUAAAAUCUAACAUUAACCCCAGUAUUACCUGUCAACAUUAAUAUAAAAAUAGAUUUAAUUAUUAACACUAGUUUGUAUUAUAUGUACUUAUUUAUACCAUUAUACAAUUUACAGGACAUGUUUCAUGUUGCCGCGAUCUGUGUUUAGAAAAAACUUGACAGUUUGCUUAUAUAAAAACGAGAUAUUCAUUCAUAAGUAAAAAAUUAUGUACAUUAACCCUAAGUAACCGAUUUGCCUUCUCAGACACCACACAAAAUAUCACUAAAUAAAAUUAAAACAUUUUCUGAUACUUAAAAG